Molecule: messenger RNA, 860 nt
Organism: Daphnia carinata
Lineage: Eukaryota; Metazoa; Arthropoda; Branchiopoda; Diplostraca; Daphniidae
Gene: Rab19
Product: ras-related protein Rab-43-like
Exons: 7
Coding region: 171-824 (217 amino acids)
Biological process (GO): protein secretion; regulation of exocytosis
Molecular function (GO): GTP binding; GTPase activity
Source: RefSeq, a predicted model, not a curated record
UUUAUUUAUGAAAGCUGUUGUAUCAUUAAUAAGAAAACCAAAAAAACGUUUAUAAAAAAAAAGAUUAGUUAGAAUUCUUCAGAAUAUCUUUUAAAACUUAUGAUCUGGUUUUAGUUGAUCCACACCGCUUCCCAGUAAUUCGUUCUUCUUUAGAUACCUUUUAGAGUAAAAUGUCUAGGUUGCCCAGUAAUACCUCUGGUGAUGAAUCUUUUGACUUUCUUUUCAAAAUUGUUGUGAUUGGUGAUUGUGGGAUAGGAAAAACUAGUUUGGUCCAACGAUUUAAAUCUGGUAUUUUUACUGAAAGAUAUACAAAUACGAUUGGAGUUGAUUUUGCUAUGAAAACAGUCAUCAUUGAAGGGAAACGUGUUAAGUUACAAAUCUGGGAUACAGCUGGGCAAGAGAGAUUUCGAACAAUUACUCAAAGCUACUACAGAUCAGCAAAUGGUGUAUUUUUAGUUUAUGACAUCACCAAAAGAUCAUCUUUUUUAAGUCUACAAAAAUGGAUGGAAGAGAUCCGGAGGUUUACAGCAAGUAAUAUAUCUUGGAUUCUCAUUGGUAAUAAAUGUGACAUGGAUUCAUUACGUGAAGUAGAACAAGUAGAAGCCCUUGCCUUGGCGGAGCUCAUUCCUGAGAUUGUAUUGGUAUUGGAAACAUCAGCAAAAGACAAUACCAAUGUAGAGCAAGCAUUUGUGGAACUAGCCACUGAAUUGAAGCAUAAACAAGGUGGAAUAGGAAUAUAUGAUGCUGACCAGGAAGAAGUUUUUAACUUAAAUAACAAAAGAAUACUGCAGUCCACAAAACAGUGCUCAGCAUGUUCAAUUUAGUGUAAAAUGUAUGAACAAUGUUUUACUUCUAGCAAA